Messenger RNA from Sphaeroforma arctica JP610, 785 nucleotides. RefSeq lists its product as hypothetical. Gene Ontology annotation, molecular function: tRNA binding. Gene Ontology annotation, biological process: tRNA N1-guanine methylation. The record is from RefSeq and is a predicted model, not a curated record. The transcript has 3 exons. Gene Ontology annotation, cellular component: nucleus. The annotation marks the transcript as partial. NCBI's taxonomy places the organism in Eukaryota, Ichthyosporea, Ichthyophonida.
GCAGAUACAUUUCAAGACGGAGCCGUACCUAGAACUUUUUCCGAAAGAAGAACUCGUCUACUUAACAGCAGAUUCGCCAAAUGUUAUUGAGACUUUAGACGAAACGAAGGUGUACAUCAUCGGAGGCAUGGUAGACCAUAACAGGCUCAAGUACGCGUGCUACGAGAGAGCCACCGAACAGGGCAUACAACACGCACAACUGCCCAUUGGAGAGCACAUGCAGAUGAACAGUCGACGAGUGCUUACCAUUAACCACGUAUUCGAGAUCCUCACCAGGUACAAGCAAUUCAACGAUUGGAAGCAGGCGUUUGUGCAGACCAUCCCCGAGCGCAAACAGCGAGCUGGUAACUUUGAUAAAAAAGGGAAGGCCACAGCGCAGCAUAGUAAGACUGAGAGGGUCGGCGGCGCAUCCAAUAGCACUGGUGCUUCAGGACAAGCAACUAAUGAGAUAUCGAAGAUAGUCGAGGUUGAUAGAACAGACUUUGAGAAUAGCGUUGAGAAUGAUUUAGAGCAUACAUGUGGGAACCAGGAGGGACAAGUAGUUACGAAUGAGGAUGACUGUGAAAGUACUACGACUGCUAUGGUACAUACAAAUAACGAGAAGCAAAUAAUGAUGGAAAAAGUGGUUGUGGAUGAUUCUGAGAGUGUAGCUGCAGUACCAGCACAGACAAUCCCUGCGAAGAAAGGGGAUAUCGAGCUAUCUAACUCUAAUGUCGACGAGAAUGUGGCUAGUGCUUAAACAUGAUAUGAAAAUAAAGUGAGCGCUAAUGCGCUAAAUUGUCGUG